AUGCCCAUUGCGGCAUGCAGGUACCCCGCGCUGGGGCCUCGCCUCGCCGCUCACUUUCCAGCGCAGCGGCCGCCACAGCGGACACCCCAAAACGGGCUGGCCCUGCAGCGGAGCCUGCACGCAACAGCGGCCCGGGCUCUCCCGCUCAUGCCCAUCGUGGUGGAGCAGAGGGGUCGCGGCGAGCGCGCCUAUGACAUCUACUCGCGGCUGCUGCGGGAGCGCAUCGUGUGCGUCAUGGGCCCGAUCGAUGACAGCGUUGCCAGCCUUGUUAUCGCACAGCUCCUCUUCCUGCAGUCCGAGAGCAACAAGAAGCCCAUCCACAUGUACACCAACAGCCCUGGUGGUGUGGUGACUGCGGGCCUGGCCAUCCACGACACGAUGCAGCACAUCCUCGACCCUAUCUGCACCUGGUCCGUGGGCCAGGGCGCCAGCAUGGGCUCCUGGCUUCUCGCCGCCGGCAGCCCGGGCGUGCGCCACUCGCUCCCCAACUCCCGUAUCAUGAUCCACCAGCCCUCAGGAGGCGCCCGGGGCCAAGCCACAGACAUUGCCAUCCAGGCAGAGGAGAUCAUGAAGCUCAAGAAGCAACUCUAUAACAUCUAUGCCAAGCACACCAAACAGAGCCUGCAGGUGAUCGAGUCCGCCAUGGAGAGGGACCGCUACAUGAGCCCCAUGGAGGCCCAGGAGUUCGGCAUCUUAGACAAGGUUCUGGUCUACUCUCCCCGGGAUGGUGAGGAUGAGCCCACGCUGGUGCAGAAGGAGCCUGUAGAAGCAGCACCAGUGGCAGAACCUGUCCCAGCUAGCACCUGAGAGCUGGUCCUCCUCUCCGGAAUCACAUGGAGGGGCCAGGGGCCAGCCAGACCCCCAGCUGGGCCCUG
Messenger RNA from Piliocolobus tephrosceles (Ugandan red Colobus), 875 nucleotides. Its product is annotated as ATP-dependent Clp protease proteolytic subunit, mitochondrial. Gene Ontology annotation, cellular component: endopeptidase Clp complex. The transcript has a single exon. Gene Ontology annotation, biological process: protein quality control for misfolded or incompletely synthesized proteins. The coding region runs from base 1 to 807 and encodes 268 amino acids. Lineage: Eukaryota; Metazoa; Chordata; Mammalia; Primates; Cercopithecidae. Gene Ontology annotation, molecular function: serine-type endopeptidase activity; ATPase binding; ATP-dependent peptidase activity. The record is from RefSeq and is a predicted model, not a curated record.